UGUCUGCAGAAUUAACGGAGGACUCCUUUUAAUUCUGGGAUUUGAGGCACUUUUAAUAAGUAUGCCUAUUAAGUCCUUCACAUGCUAAGCUUUCAACUGACAUGGGGCAUCAUUAUUAUUCCAGAUUGCUGCUGGGCAGGGGUUCAAGGCCCACCUUUGAUUUCUCGAGUGGCUUUGGGACAAACUGCCCGCCUUCCUGCUUCAAUUUUAUGAUCUGUGAAAUGGGGACCGUGACCUGCUUGAUGGGGUGUGGUGGGAACAGAGUCCGAGCAGCACUUUGCAGAAAUGGAAACUGCUGUAGAAAGGAUGUUUUGAAAGGGGGAAUGCAUUGCACAAAACGUCUUUUCAGUGGUGGUUUCUAUCUCCCCCCCCAUUGUUCAUGCCCCAGUAACCCUUCAUAGUGGGAGGGGGCCCCUGAUGGCAACCAAAAGGGGCUCUGUCCCAUAUAGGUCAAAACAUGGCCAUGGGGCAUCGUUGAAAGGGUGUGGGGGAAGGCUAACGGAUAUCUCGGGGGUGGAGUGAGAUGGUUGUCGCUUAUGGAGAUGCUGUCUCCACGAUCCUCUUGGAAUGGGUCUGGCAGAAGUGUGGGAAGAGGAUGCCGCCUCGUGCGCCAGAGAGAGGGCAGUGGGGAAGUGAGCAAGGGGUGGCCGGAGUUCCAGCUCUCUGCAUACUUGCUUGGGGGGUGAGCCCCAUGGAACUCAGUGGGGCUUAACGUCCAGGGAAACGGGCUUCGGACUGGGCUGUGCACCUCUGACAACGACAGCUUUGGGUCUGGACUCUCGGAGACGUUGCCUCUCCCGCACUCAAGGACGCCUCCAGUCAACGGAGCGGCUUUUGGAUCCUACUGGCCAGCCUGGGGGCACCUAAAGCGGAGGCCACCGCGGGAUCCGUUGGCAUUCGCCUGGAGUGCCACAGCAAGAAGAGAGAGGAGGGUCAGGGUCAGGCCGGCCGGUGGGCCCCCUCCUGCCCUCAACACAACUCCACAGCAGUUGCAGUGUCCAACGCCAGGCUGCCAAGCUGUAGGCAGAGCUGCCCCCUGCCUGCCCCCCCCGCCUAGAACUGCACCAGCCCCGCCUUCCCUGGGUCACCCCUCGUCGGAGAAGCGGCUGCAGCAGAACUGAGCUCCCUGCUCCCUCUUGCCCGCCUGGCUCCUGACCAGCCGCUCCUUUGAGCCCAGCGCCAGCCUCAAAGCUCAUCCCCCCCCCCACGUGGGGCGCACGCCUCCCUCGUCCCGCUUCUGCCCCCUUUUUGUAGACUUGCAGCCGUCGACGACUCGGCGGCACCCUUGACUUCCUCUCCUGUGCGGUAGGCGAAGCCCAAAGAGAGCAGCUUGUGGCUUGCGGAGGAUUUGAACCCAGGCCUUCACAGUCCAGCACUCUAUCCACUAGGCCAGGAGGGCACAACUCCAAACGCCCCGCUGGGCCGGAACCAACCAGGACUUGGUGUGCGGAGUCAAUUUUUCAGUCCAUUAAUUAUUACAUUGACCGUGUUAAUUGAAGCAGGUCUUAGCUCCUUGUGGAUCUUCCCCCCGCAACAAGGGACCCGCCAUUUUAACCAAGGACUGCGGCCAGAAAAUAGGCCGCCUUGCUGCUUCGUCUGCGGGGCACCUGGCGCGCAGACCAGCCUCACACAAAUGCCGGGCAUUGCAUUGGCAUUGCAAGGCAGGUUCUGGGGAGGGCAGAGGAAGAGGCAACGGGCCGGAAGAGUGACCCUCUGCCUUUGCUUGCCUGCCUGCCUGCCUGCCACCGCUGAUCCAGCCCACGCCAUCCGUCAUAGCUGUUGCCACUGAAGCCGCAGCAGCCGGCUCACUCGGCCGUGGGCCCAUCACUGCCAGGGCUCCAUGGACUGUCCAAAUCUGGAAUUUGAAUAUGGAGAUGCUGACAGCUAUGCAGCUGAACUCUCGGAACUGUACAGUUACACGGAGGAGCCGGAGUUUGCCAUCAACAGGAAGUGUUUUGAAGAGGAUUUCCAGAAGCAAGCGAAGGGCAAGCGGUGGUUGGAGCUGGACCUGUCUCGGCAGAAGGCCCACGUGAUGCAGUUACUGGAUGGGCUGGAGGUGGUCAACCGGGACAAGAGGCUCAGAGUUGCCCGCGCGAUUCUGUAUUUGGCACAAGGGGUCUUUGGGGAAUGCGACACAGAGGCAGAAGUUCUCCACUGGGCCCGGCACAACAACUUCCUCUUGUACCAGAUGGGAACAUUCACCGCCUUCCUGGAGCUGCUCAACAUGGAGAUGGCCAACAGCCAAGCGUGCAGCAGCGCCCUGAGGAAACCGGCCAUCUCCCUGGCGGACAGCACGGAGCUCAGGGUGUUGCUGAGCGUCAUGUACCUGAUGGUGGAAACCAUCCGGGUGGAGAUGGAGACUGACCCACCCAAGUGGAAAAGCUCCCGAGAGACAUUCAGGACGGAGCUCAGUUUCCCUGUGCACAGCGAAGAGCCUUUUGCUCUCUUGCUCUUCACCAUGGUGACCAAGUUCUGCAGUGGGCACGCUCCGCAUUUCCCCAUGAAGAAAGUUCUGCUUCUGCUCUGGAAAGUGCUCAUGUUCACCUUGGGUGGUUUUGAAGCCCUCCAGGCCCUGAAGGUGAAGAAGCGGGAGGAGCUGGGCCUUCUGCCCCUGCCAGAGGACAGCAUCCAGGUCAUGCGCAGCAUGCGGGCCGCCUCUCCUCCUGCCUACACCAUUGAGCUGAUGGACCAGCAGCAGCAGCAGCAACAGCAACAACAGCAGCAGCAGCAGCAGAAACGGGGUCACCGGAGCAGGAGGCCCCUGAUGAAGCAGGACAGCUUGGACAUCUACAACGAGAGGGACCCCUUCAAGAGCGACGAGGCGAUGGUGGACGAGGAGGAGGCUGACGACAUGGACAACGGCAUUGAAGGGGAGCUGGUCAUGUUGGAGCGGGAGACGGCCAUCCAGGCAGUGUCUGUCCCACGCCCACCUGUGGAGAGGGUCUCCUUCCCCAAGGGUCUUCCCUGGGCCCCCAAAGUUAGACAGAAAGACAUAGAACAUUUCCUGGAGGCAAGCAGGAACAAAUUCAUUGGAUUCACGCUUGGGCAGGACACAGAUACCUUAGUUGGGUUACCACGGCCCAUCCAUGAAAGUGUGAAGACUCUGAAACAGCACAAGUAUAUCUCGAUCUCCGAAGUGCAGAUCAAGAAUGAAGAGGAGAUGGAGAAGUGCCCUAUGUCUUUGGGGGAAGAGAACGUGCAGGAGACCCCCUGUGAGACGCUGUAUCGAGGGAUGCUGUACAACCUGCCACAGUACAUGCAGACCCUGCUUAGCAAAGGGGACCAGCCCUGCUUGCUGCCACCAGACCAGCUGGCCUCGCUCCUCUCUGCCUCCUUGCAGAUCGCUCUGCUGAAGAUUCUGCUGGCUGCAGCUCCAACCUCCAAAGCCAAGACGGACUCGAUCAACAUCCUGGCAGACGUGUUACCAGAGGAGAUGCCCAUCACAGUCCUUCAGAGCAUGAAACUGGGGAUUGACGUGAACAGGCACAAAGAGAUCAUUGUGAAGAGCAUCUCGGCUUUGCUGUUGCUCCUCCUGAAGCAUUUCAAGCUCAAUCACAUCUACCAGUUUGAGUACGUCUCCCAGCAUUUAGUCUUUGCCAACUGCAUCCCGCUGAUCUUAAAGUUCUUCAACCAGAAUAUUAUGUCCUACAUAACUGCCCAAAACAGCAUAUCCGUCCUGGAUUAUCCCUCCUGUACAGUCCAUGAGUUGCCAGAGCUCAGCGCCGAAAGCCUGGAAGCUGGAGACACCAACCAGUUCUGCUGGAGGAACCUCUUCUCCUGCAUCAAUCUGCUGAGGAUCCUCAACAAGCUGACUAAGUGGAAACAUUCCAGGACGAUGAUGCUGGUGGUCUUCAAGUCUGCCCCUAUUCUGAAGCGGGCUCUGAAAGUGAAGCAGGCCAUGAUGCAGCUCUACGUCCUGAAGCUGCUGAAGAUCCAGACCAAGUACCUGGGGCGCCAGUGGAGGAAGAGCAAUAUGAAGACCAUGUCUGCCAUCUACCAGAAAGUGCGUCACCGCAUGAACGACGACUGGGCUUAUGGCAAUGAUAUUGAUGCACGACCAUGGGACUUCCAGGCAGAAGAAUGCACUUUACGGGCCAAUAUUGAAGCCUUCAAUAGCCGGAGGUAUGAUAAACCCCAGGACUCUGAAUUUUCUCCAGUGGACAAUUGUUUACAGAGCGUCUUGGGGCAGCAGCUGGAACUUCCCGAAGAUUUCCAUUACUCUUAUGAACUGUGGCUUGAGAGAGAGGUCUUCUCACAGCCCAUCCAUUGGGAAGAACUGCUGCACUAUCAGUGAUGGUGCUGAGCAACAACACUGAGCCAAUGCCAUCUCGUGCCAGAGAAGUGGUGCUGUGUCCUGAGGAAAGGGAGAGCUCUUCCUGUGUUUGGGGAUCCUUAUGUUGUUGUCUGGCAGGAAACCUUUUAUAAUUAGUUUAAAUGUCAGUCACUCUAAAUGUAAUGCCCUCAUCUUGGUCAGAAUGUUCCCUUUUCAUCCCUGACUACUACAGUCUCUGUAAAUAGGCCUGCUAUUGGCAACUGAGGUUCUGAUCCAUUUACACUGAUCUACCUUAUGUAGAUCACUGUGACUGCCUUUAAAUAUUAUAUAUUUGAAGAUCUGAUUAUUGAUGGAUUUCCAGACAUGCUUGUCUUGGUGUAAAGGUUGUUGCAUUUUUCACAUUUUCUGAGACCAGGUCGCUCCCACAAGCAAUUUCCAUUUCCAGAUUGCCUCAUGUGUCCACCUUUUUUAGAGCUGUGGUACCACCUGCGUCAUCCUUUCCUAGCAACCGUACAUUGGAAACUCCAUGGCUUGUCUAAAGACAGGUGUGUGUCAAUCAGACCUGUGAAAGCUGUAUUUCAAGGGUAUCCCGGCAUGGAAAUCACCUGUGGAAGUGAUUCUUGAAACUUUUAAGAGACUCAGUCCUCACAGAUGUAGUUGGGGGGUCUGGUUAUAACUUAGGGGCUCGUAUGUGUGUGUGUCCCAGUAUGAAAUAUUCCUUAUGCUUCUUCAAUAAUUUGUGCAUGUUAUAGGAAAUGUUCUCCUUUUCACAUUUGAGGAUGUUUUUGUACAUCACAAAAUCUGCCCCCAGGUGGGUGAUACAUGGGAUCUCCCAGGGACUAUCUUGGGAUGUGUAAAUGCCACAUACUUGGGAUAUGGCAGUAGCUAGAGGGGUUGCUGACCCAACCAAGUUCUGACACACAACAGCUAGACAGCCCUGUACUUAGCCUGAGACAUUUAGGUUUAACAUAAAUCUAUGCAUACUGGAGGGUGUGUGAGACAGUUUUACAUGACAAAUGUGCAACACAACAAAGCCGCCUCUAUUGCAAAUUGCAAGAAAGAACGAGAGGAUUUCCAAUCUCCCUCCAUUCCCAUCAGCCUGAAAUAGUAAGUGCAUUGGCCAGAAUGUCUGGAUGAUUUUCCAUACUACCUCUUAAAGGCACAGCUUUAUUCCCCUGUUUGAAGAAAAAUGCAAAUGUCUUCUGUAAAUGGGCAAUGCAUAUAUUUAUCACCCAAUCAGAUGUGUGCACUACAAACUCCAGAAAUAGUUCUCCACAUUGUUGGUAUGACUGGCAGCCAAGUGUGCCUGCUAUGCAUUCUAGUCAAACAUCUGCACUGGAGAUCCCUUGCGUCUUUAAGCAGUUGUGUGAGAAUUGGCCUUUCUGCCUGAACUCUUCGUGCAGAGCAAAAAAAAAUUUUUUUAACCUAAUUUUAUUGGGGGUGGUUCUUAUUUGGAAACCCAACAUUCAUUUUUAUUGUAGCAGCAUGUACCAGUAUAUGCUAGACUAAACUGCACAUCACUUAUGUUAUCACUGUUUAUCAAGAAUACACACAGCUUCAAGAGUACAUGUCUUUCUGUUACUGUAGAAUGAGAAUGUUUGUUUCCUAGUGUGAAUUGUAUCAACAAAGCAUUUUUUCCAAGGAAAUGGCUAUAUUGAGUCAUCAAAUUUUUAAGCACAAGUGUCCAAGAAUAAAGACAACUCCUUAAAAAGA
This is a messenger RNA of Hemicordylus capensis (graceful crag lizard), 5986 nucleotides long. RefSeq names its product striatin interacting protein 2 (gene STRIP2). Gene Ontology annotation, biological process: cytoskeleton organization. The record is from RefSeq and is a predicted model, not a curated record. Lineage: Eukaryota; Metazoa; Chordata; Lepidosauria; Squamata; Cordylidae. Gene Ontology annotation, cellular component: cytosol. Bases 1841 to 4294 code for a protein of 817 amino acids. The transcript has 21 exons.